AACGGGAGUCCCGAGAACACGAGGAGCCGACCACGUCGGAGAUGACAGAGGAGACCUAUCCACCCAAGGCCUACCGGCCCAAGCAUGGGCGCCUCUCUGAGCUGAAGGCCGAGGCCUUGAAGAAGGACCGCAGAAAGAAGCUGACCCUGGCCAAGUUUGUGGGCAUGGCGGAGAACACGGCACACCCCCGCGUCGUCAUCCCCGAGCUCCGGCAAGAGUUUGAGCUGGGCCCCUGCCGCAGGCACAUGGAGGCAUCCCUGCAGGAGCUCAAGAGCAGCCAGCGGAUGGUCCCUCGCGCCGUCCACCUCCCCAACUGCGACCGAAAAGGCUUCUACAAGAGGAAGCAGUGCAAGCCUUCCCGAGGCCGGAAGCGUGGGUUGUGUUGGUGCGUGGACAAAUACGGCAUGAAGCUGCCAGGGACUGACUACCUGAGCGGAGACCUGCAGUGCCACGCAUUUGACAGCAGCAACGUGGAGUGAAGUCGCAUCCCCUCCCUCUGCCCCAUCACUACCUACCCAGGCUCCCUUUCACCCUCCCCUCCGCACCUCCCCGCGCCCCGGGACUCCGAUUCCUUUCAUCUCAUGUAAGAAGAAAAAAAGAAAGGAAAAGAAAAAAUAGAAAGGAAGGAAACAAAAAAAGAGAAAGG
Molecule: messenger RNA, 646 nt
Organism: Balearica regulorum gibbericeps (East African grey crowned-crane)
Lineage: Eukaryota; Metazoa; Chordata; Aves; Gruiformes; Gruidae
Source: RefSeq, a predicted model, not a curated record